Onychomys torridus (southern grasshopper mouse) is the source of this 3324-nucleotide messenger RNA. RefSeq names its product actin related protein 1B (gene Actr1b). Lineage: Eukaryota; Metazoa; Chordata; Mammalia; Rodentia; Cricetidae. The transcript has 11 exons. The record is from RefSeq and is a predicted model, not a curated record. Bases 144 to 1274 code for a protein of 376 amino acids.
GGUCGGGUUCGCGUAGGCAGCGCACUGGAGGAGGGGCGCGGCGCCCCGUCUCGAGUCGCGGCCGUCCGGGUCCUCCCGCGCGCCCUGUCGCCCGCCGGUCCUCCUGCAGCCCGCCUGCUGGGCAGGGCCGGCUCGGCCCGGCCAUGGAGUCCUACGAUAUCAUCGCCAACCAGCCCGUGGUCAUCGACAACGGUUCAGGGGUGAUCAAGGCUGGUUUUGCGGGAGACCAGAUUCCUAAGUACUGUUUCCCAAACUAUGUUGGACGGCCCAAGCACAUGCGGGUCAUGGCCGGAGCCCUGGAGGGGGACCUCUUCAUCGGACCGAAGGCAGAGGAGCACCGGGGGCUACUGACCAUCCGCUACCCCAUGGAGCACGGUGUGGUACGGGACUGGAAUGACAUGGAGCGUAUCUGGCAGUACGUCUACUCUAAGGACCAGUUGCAGACCUUCUCUGAGGAGCAUCCUGUUCUUCUAACGGAGGCCCCGCUGAACCCCAGUAAGAACCGGGAGAAGGCAGCAGAGGUGUUCUUUGAGACCUUCAAUGUCCCUGCACUGUUUAUCUCCAUGCAGGCCGUGCUCAGCCUGUACGCAACAGGACGCACAACGGGAGUGGUUUUAGACUCGGGGGACGGGGUCACUCACGCUGUCCCCAUCUAUGAGGGCUUUGCCAUGCCACACUCCAUCAUGCGGGUAGACAUUGCGGGCCGUGACGUCUCCCGAUAUUUGAGGCUGCUGCUGCGCAAGGAAGGGGCCGACUUCCACACCUCGGCUGAGUUCGAGGUCGUCCGGACCAUCAAAGAGCGAGCCUGCUACCUGUCCAUCAACCCGCAGAAGGACGAAGCUCUAGAGACGGAGAAGGUGCAGUACACCCUCCCAGACGGCAGCACGCUCGACGUGGGGCCCGCACGCUUCCGGGCCCCCGAGCUGCUCUUCCAGCCAGACCUGGUGGGGGAUGAGAGUGAGGGGCUCCAUGAAGUGCUGGCCUUCGCCAUCCACAAGUCCGACAUGGACCUUCGCCGGACACUGUUCUCCAAUAUUGUGCUCUCAGGGGGCUCAACACUCUUUAAAGGCUUUGGAGACAGGUUACUAAGUGAAGUAAAGAAGCUCGCCCCAAAGGACGUUAAAAUCAAGAUCUCAGCUCCUCAGGAACGGCUGUACUCCACAUGGAUCGGCGGCUCCAUCCUCGCCUCCCUGGACACCUUCAAGAAGAUGUGGGUAUCCAAAAAGGAAUAUGAAGAAGAUGGCUCCCGUGCGAUUCAUCGCAAAACCUUCUAAUGCCCAAGGAGGGUGGACAUAUUGGGAGACAGGGAGGAAAGGGGAGCCAGAGCCCUUGACCCCUUUUGGUCUGGGUUCAUGCUCUAGGCCUAGGGUCCCCUGCAUGCCCAGACCCCAGAGCAGGUGGUGCCGUCAUGCUCACCUGUAGCCCUCCCCUCCCCCUGUGCUCAACAUACACACACAGACACACAGAGAGUAAUGUUUAGCUGCAUGGAUGGCAGUCCCAAGCUGGAGCAUAGGAAUCGAAGAGUCCGCCAUCGAGUUGGUGUGGGCGACCCUCUCAGCAGGACCACUUUGGCCUGUGGUUCCUUGCUCCAUUCUUGAAGCUCCAAGACCAGACAUUCACAUGCUCCGUUUGUUCUGACAGCCUCCAACUGGGGCUAGAGUCCCUGGAUCACUGGAGUGGGCUGAGGGGGCAGCCAGGAGCUCCCAUUAGGGUGAUGAGGACAUUGGUGUGCCAAUUUCCUCUUCCUGGCUUGACAGGGCUGCCUGGACCCUUGGACACCCAGUUUUGCUGGGCAGAUGCCCUAGAUAGAACUGACUAAGGGAACAGUCCUCCAUUCCCCAAGAAGGAAUGUGGCCAAGGGUCAGCAUCAGAGCCAUGGGUAGCCACACCUUGUGGUCUGCCCCACUCCCUUUCAAAGCACUACUUUGAUUUGCUAUUCCCCGCCUUUCCCUCGGUGCCCUGGACAGGAAGGGAUUAUGGUCUCUUUAUUUGCUGAGGGGAAGCCACUUCAUCAGGCGUUAGACGCAAAGGGUAGGCACCUCACCUCCCUCAAGAAAGGUCUUCACCAUGGCCAGGGCCCCACCUCCCUCUCCAGAGCUGAACAAUAAUUUAACACAGUUGCCUGAAAAUGAUUCUUUUUAUAAAUCAUUAUAGUAAUAAUUAUGGACAAAGCCCAAUGUGUGGCUCUGAUUCUUGUGGCUUCCUUCAUGUGCUCUCAUUUGCUCGCUCAUCCUUGGGGACAUUGAGAGAAAGGACCAGAGGGAACUCGGCAUGACACUGGCAUAGCUCAGGAGCUUGAGGCCUUUGGUGGUUGGCAGGGCAAUGGGACUAGUGAGACUAGCCUCAUUACCCUCUUGCCGUGACCUGCUAGGGGAAGCAGAGCCAGGCUGCCUUCCCUGCAUAUUCCUGGACAGGGCCACCACGUGUGUCUCGCAUCUCACACAGGCCUGCAGGGGCACGCAGGUGCGGGCAGUGAUGCAGACUUAGCAGCCUAGGGCCGGAUGAGAAGGGCAGGGCAGCCUAAGAAUGGACGGUGCUGGACAGGAAGAAGCAGAACACAAUCAGGAAGUCCUUCAGGCAGUGAGGGCUCAACGGGCGGGCAGGGGUCUGUGCUUGUUAGUGUGUCAGCACGGCACGUCUUUGAUGGAGAACAAGACGGCGUAGCCCCACAAAGCAUUCAGCACUGAGAAAUCGCAGCCAUUUUGGAACAGUGUUGGGCUGACAGCGUGAGGGCGGAGCCAUUCGGUGGGGCAUGCUGGCUUGUUAGAGCUUGGGUCAGUCAGUGGUUAGGGAGAGCCUUUGAUGGUUGUUGGUGAGGAAGGGUAAACUGGCCUGUGGCACAGUGACAUAAACCAAAGAGGUCAGCUGGGCGAGGGUGUGGAGGAGGUUGUUGAGCUAUGUACUAGAUGACAAGUUUUCACUCUGGAAGGACAGUGACCAGAGCCAAGUGUUGAAAGCUACAGGCCAAACUACUGAUCAGGUAUGUGUGCAGGGGAUUCUGGGCGGCCGUAUAGUCAAAGCGUAGCAUCAGUUUACACAGCACCCUUUGCCGAGGGGCCCUGCAGACCAGCUCUUGUGCAGGGUUCUGCUGGCACCCCUGGCUCCUGUGUUCGGAACCUUCCUGCUGAGCUCCUCCUUCCUCACAGGCCCCUCUUGUCAGUCACCAAGUCCUGUCUCCUGCAGUCCCCCGUUACCCGUGGAGACCAUGACCCUGCUCCAUUCUGCCCAUCCAGUGUGUUUGCUCUCACAAUUACUGCGCGGGUAACCACCUCAGAUCUGUAAUGAGUUAUAAGCCAUACAAUAAAAUAUUCAUGAGUCCUUACA